Pangasianodon hypophthalmus (striped catfish) is the source of this 779-nucleotide messenger RNA. It is a transcript of the gene rnaseh2c, whose product is annotated as ribonuclease H2, subunit C. NCBI's taxonomy places the organism in Eukaryota, Metazoa, Chordata, Actinopteri, Siluriformes, Pangasiidae. Gene Ontology annotation, cellular component: ribonuclease H2 complex. The record is from RefSeq and is a predicted model, not a curated record. Gene Ontology annotation, biological process: RNA catabolic process. The coding region runs from base 152 to 562 and encodes 136 amino acids. The transcript has 5 exons.
UCAAUAACAACAAAACGCCAAUGCCAGUGCAAGCAUUUAACCCCAGCCCGCUAAAUGGCGGUAUGUGCUGGAGACCCGCCAAAAAGCGCCUUUUUACAGUCCCGCAAACUGAGCGCGUUCUCUCCCGCACAGAAAAAAGCUUAUUUUAAAGAUGGCAGUGAACAGCUGUGUGACUGUGGUGCAGCUCGGCUCUGUGAAUCAGGCACAUAAGUCCAACAUUCACCUGUUACCCUGCGACAUCGAGCACGACGGAGCUGCACAAGUGGCCGAGUUUUUCACUCCCACAGUGAAGGACAAAAAGCACGAAAAGACAGUGUCGUUUAGGGGUCGGGGGCUGAAAGGUCAGGAGGUGACGCACCCUCAGGGCUACACGGGACUGGUGCUGAAGGAGGUACAGAGACCCGCAUCUGAUCAAGAAGACCGAGUUGUUAAGGUUUCUUCAGUUUUUCCUAAUUUCACCUAUUGGAAUUUGGAGACUCCUCCCACAUCGGAUGAUCGAGUCAUGAUGGCAAUGGCCUGGCCAAAAUUAGCAGAGACGAUACAUGCACCAGUGGAGGACUGAAAGCUUUAUCAGGACACGUUUCUCGCGCAGUGUACUGUUACAUUUCACCAGUGCGUGUAGUACCUGAACACCUACAUGAUUCUGACUGUCCUGAGAUCACGUGUUCAUUUCAGCACAUUUUUAUUUGUAAUAUUUAUGCAUUCUGUUACCUUUUACAUGACUGUGUAUAAUAAAUAGACACAGUAGAGCUGUACAGAAAUAAACAAUAGAUGACUCA